AUGGAUGACCUGAACCUUCACUACAGAUUCCUGAACUGGAGACGGAGAAUUCGAGAGAUCCGCGAGGUGCGGGCAGUACGUUACCAGGAGAGGGCCAAGCAUAUUAUGGUAGACGGGGAUACCCUCAGUUACCACGGAAACUCUGGGGAGGUUGGCUGCUACGUUGCUCCUCGACCACUAAGUAAAGACAAUAAUUACUUUGAGGUGUCUAUUGUGGACCGUGGCGUUCGGGGGACAAUCGCUGUUGGACUAGUGCCACAGUAUUACAGUCUGGAUCACCAACCAGGUUGGCUGCCGGAUUCCGUGGCCUAUCAUGCGGAUGAUGGCAAAUUGUAUAACGGGCGAACAAAAGGCCGACAGUUUGGAACAAAGUGCAGUUCAGGGGACCGAAUUGGUUGUGGUAUAGAACCAAGCUCUUUUCAUGUCCAAACUGCUCAAAUUUUCUUCACGAAGAAUGGGAAAAGGGUUGGCAGCACUGUGAUGCCAUUAUCUCCUGAUGGUCUUUUCCCAGCAGUGGGCAUGCAUUCUCUAGGGGAGGAAGUUCGUCUUCAUCUAAACGCAGAGCUUAGUGAGGACGAUGACAGCAUCAUGAUGGUGGACAGUUACGAGGAUGAAUGGGGCAGGCUGCAUGAUGUUAGAGUAUCUGGCACUCUCCUGGAGUAUGUUGGAAAGGGUAAAAGUAUUAUAGAUGUGGGUCUGGCCCAGGCUCGGCGCUCUCUUAGCACUCGCAGUCAUUACUUUGAAGUGGAGAUUGUGGACCCAGGAGAAAAGUGUUAUAUAGCUUUGGGGCUUGCAAGAAAGGAUUACCCAAAGAACAGACACCCAGGCUGGAGUCGUGGUUCUGUGGCUUAUCACGCAGAUGAUGGAAAAAUAUUUCAUGGAAGUGGCGUUGGUGAUCCUUUUGGGCCUCGUUGUUACAAAGGUGAUAUCAUGGGAUGUGGAAUUAUGUUUCCAAGGGGGACUAUAUCCUGGACAGUGAAGGAGAAAGUGAUGACAGUAGUGACAUGAAGGAACUCAGGCUACAGCCACGUGGUGUUCGGAAUGUCAUGUAUCUCUGGAGAGAACAGCAGCAGGAAGAGGACGGGGAAGAAGAGGAGGAGGAGGAAGAGGAGGACAUUGAGAGGGAUCAUGAGGGCAGGAAAGUGGUGGUUUUCUUCACAAGGAAUGGAAAGAUUAUCGGCAAAAAGGAGUCCAUUCUGCCUCAGGGCGGCUUCUAUCCAACCAUAGGAAUGCUGAGCAGUGGGAGAAGGUGAAAGUGGACCUCCACCCACUGAGUGGGUGA
Messenger RNA from Staurois parvus, 1282 nucleotides. NCBI's taxonomy places the organism in Eukaryota, Metazoa, Chordata, Amphibia, Anura, Ranidae. The record is from the annotation of a GenBank genome assembly.